This is a messenger RNA of Meloidogyne enterolobii, 3353 nucleotides long. Lineage: Eukaryota; Metazoa; Nematoda; Chromadorea; Rhabditida; Meloidogynidae. The record is from the annotation of a GenBank genome assembly.
GAGAGAGAGUGAAUGUUUGUGUUUCCAAAAUAGGAAAAGAAAGAGCGCUGGCUCUAAUGGCGACGACUUUCCCAAAACACACAUUGGCGCGCAUCCAAAUAAUGUAAAAUAUAUGUACAUUAUUUUUAGCAACAAGAGCUUUUUAAAAUUUGUAAAAAGUCAAAGUUUGCAUUGAAACUAUGGCCAAUUUACGCAAUAAAUAAACGCGUGCAAUGCUUAAACUGUUUUAUGUUUAAUUUUGUUUAACUACAAAAAAAUUUUUGCUCGUUUCUAAUAUUUUUUUUAUUAAUCGGAUUAAAAAAUAUUUUUUUUUCUUUUUUUAGAAUUGAAAGAAAAUUUGUAAAAAUUAUUUUAUUGUACAUUUGUUUAAGCCCUGUUCAAAAUGGAAGACAAAAGUAGAAGAGGAAAUACGCCUGCUCAUUCUAGAGAGGUUAUAGCUUCAAGAUCAGAACAUGCAGUCAGCAAACCCAUUAUGGUACAGGCACGUGGUCCUCAUUAUGGUGCAUCGGUGGUUUCGCCAAAAUCAAUUGGAGGCGAACAGUCUGGACUUUGUCAUCAAAUGCUUGAGAAUGUUUUGUCGUCUUCACCUGGAAGUCUUAAUGCAAAAUUUGGUGGAAUUUCUAAAAAUGGGAAACCUUCCAAGUUGGCCACAUCUGAAAACAUGGACAAAAAUGGCAUUACAACAACAAACGUGCCACGAACAAGUUAUCCCUCAACGACAACAACAAUGGUCUCAUCAUCUACACAAAUCACUUCAACUCAUUCUCAGCCUGUACCUAUUCCAAAUCCUUAUUCUAAUGUUGGAGGGGCAGAUAUUAUUGGUGGAUGUCAUAUGAUUGGAACGCCAGAAUUUAGUCAGUAUCCUUUCAUGGUUCCUGGUCAACCAGGCACUCCAAUAAUUUAUGCAACAAGACAAAAUGCUUCUGUCCUUGGCUCAACACCAACAAAUUAUGGUUAUGGCUCUUGGGAACACGCUGUAAGCAAUCCAAUCAUGGUACAAGCACGCGGCCCUCAUUAUGGUGCAAUGAUGGUUUCACCAAAAUCUGGAGAACAAUCUGGUUUAUGUCAUCAAAUGCUUGAAAAUGUGCUGUCAUCGUCACCUGGAAGUCUGAAUGCUAAAUUUGGUGGAAUUUCUAUUAAUGAUAAGCCUUCAAAGCUGGCAACUGUUGAUAUGAGGAAUCACCCUUCAACAACAUCAACAAUGGUUUCAUCUUCUCAAAUGGCUCAAGUUCAUUCACAGCCUGUCCCAAUUCAAAAUAAUUAUUCUGGAGUUGGUGGUCCUGAUAUGGGUGGUGGAUGUCACAUGAUUGGAACUCCAGAAUUUAGUCAGUAUCCUUUUAUGGUUCCUGGACAACCAGGUACUCCAAUACUUUAUGCAACAAGACAAAAUGCGGCGACUAUUCUUGGUUCAACACCGCCAAAUUAUGGUUAUAGUUCUUGGGGUUAUCCACCACCACCUCAAGCAGCGCCUCCGCCACACCAUCAUCAUCACAAUGGGACAAUAUUGCCUCCAGUUGGCGGCCGUGUUCCUCUUGUACAGACACUUUCUGAUCGUGCUUCUUCAAAUUUUCGUCCAAACAGGACACCAGGUACUCGCGUUCCUCUUAACACUCUUCACACCAAUUCUCUUCAUGGUAACGAAGAGAUACAACACUCUAGAGGUGGAAAUGUUGCUGCUCAUCGUUCUCAACUUUUGGAUGAUUUUCGAAAUAGUCGAUUGCCUCAUUUGCAACUUAUGGAUUUGGGUGUGUAUGUAGUGGAAUUUGCUCAGGAUCAACACGGAUCACGUUUUAUUCAACAAAGGCUUGAAAGAGCAAAUGCUAAAGAAAAACAAUUUAUUUUCGAUGAAGUAUAUCAACACGCUUUGCACUUGAUGACUGAUGUUUUUGGUAAUUAUGUCAUUCAGAAAUUCUUUGAAUACGGCACUGAUGAACAAAAACGCAAAUUGAUGCAAAUAGUCCAAGGAAAUGUUAUGAAUCUUGCUUUACAAAUGUAUGGAUGUCGAGUGAUUCAAAAAGCUUUGGAAUCAGUUGAUCAGGACUGUCAAAUGGAAGUUAUAAAAGAAAUUAGCAAUCAUGUGCUUAAAUGUGUUAAGGAUCAAAAUGGAAACCAUGUGGUGCAAAAGAUCAUUGAGAGAGUGGAGCCUCAACAACUUCAAUUCAUCAUUGAUGCGUUUACUAAAGGAGCACCUGACACUGUCUGUUCGCUUUCUUCUCAUCCUUAUGGAUGUCGUGUUAUUCAACGCGUUCUUGAACAUUGUACAGAAGAACAAAAGAGACCAGUUCUUGAGCAAUUACACGAAAACAUCUUUACACUUGUAACAGAUCAAUAUGGCAAUUACGUAAUUCAACACGUUAUUGAACAUGGAAUUUCUUUGGAUCGAGAACGUAUUGUAAAGUGUUUACGUGGUGAUGUACUCAAAUAUGCUCAACAUAAAUUUGCUUCUAAUGUAAUUGAAAAAUGUUUAAUUUGUGGAACAACUGAACAGAAAAAUAUUUUGAUUGAUGAAGUUUGUAAUGAUGAUGGAGCUCCAAAUCCACAACUUCUUGAAAUGAUGAAGGAUCCAUUUGCAAAUUAUGUGGUCCAAAAGAUGCUUGAUGUUUCAGAUAGUGCACAUCGAAAGAAAAUUAUGUUUUCCAUCAAAAGUCACAUUCCUGCUUUGAGAAAAUUUAAUUAUGGAAAGCACAUUAUCGCCAAAUUGGAGAAAUAUUUUCAAAAGACGAAUCCUGGUGUUCCAUUUAGUUUAAUAUCUGGAGAACAAUCACCACAACAACAAUUUUCCAAUACAUCAGUCAACACAGCUGUUUCUAAUAAUAAUAAUAAUUUUGAGAAUGGACCGCCAAUAUAUUAAAAAAAGAGGAAAAAAAUGAUGGUGAGAUGUGACUGAUUAAAAAAAUUUUUUUUGCAGCAACUUGUGUAUGAAAGUGAAAAAGUUAACAAACAAACACACAAAGAUUGACAAUUUUCAGGGGCAUCACACACAGCAACAAAAAAGAGAAAAAUUUCAAUUUGUAAUAUGCGCAAAACAAACAACUACGCAAAUAUAUAUUUAUUUUAAUUUGGCAAAAUAAUAUACAAAUUAUGUAUUCUCGUAUAUUUUUCGGGGUUCUAUUUUAGGGCAUUCGACCUCUAGAAGCUUUUAUGGGUCUCAUGAUCGUUCAAGAUUCCUAUUAGCGUUUACGCAUCCCAUCAGCAUAUACUUUACUAGGUGUCGGAAAAAGACAGGAUCCGUGAUUCCGCAUGGGAUUUCAGAAGUUUAUCCAGGGAUCCCAGGUUUUAUGCAACGAACUGAUUAUAUGAUUAAUCGUCUGGAUCCCGCGAAUGCGAUCUUACUGGACUAUCAGCACUUACUA